AUGCCUAAUGAGGACAGCGAAGAACUUUACACAGCAUCAUUGAAGAUAGCGAAGAUAACUUUAGAGGCAAACGAUUGGGUUUACAGCAUGCAGAAACAAGACGACAGAGUACGCGAGAUAAUUAGCAAAGUUACGAGCGCAGGUAAAGGUGAAAGUGACGAAUAUACAGUACAAAAUGGACGACUUUACCGUAAAGAAAAGAACAAAAAGUUAUGGGUUGUACCUAAUGCGAUGCGGUACAAGAUAAUACAAAACGUACAUGAGAAGGUGAAACAUCUAGGUGUCGAAAAGACCAUAGAAGAAACACAAAAAUACUUUUGGUUCCCGAGGAUGCGUAAUUUCGUAAAAUCAUUCAUAAAGACGUGCAUCGAAUGUGCGUACAACAAGCAGCUAAGUGGUCGAAAAGAGGGUGAAUACCACCACUACGAGAUGGAACCAGUUCCUUUCAAGACCGUACACUUGGAUCAUCUAGGCCCAUUCCCGAAGAGCAAGAAGCGAAACGAACAUGUCCUAGUGUUCGUGGAUGCUUUUACAAAAUUUACAAUUGUAAAAGGAGUUCGAAGUACAGCAACACGUUAUGUCAUCGAGUUACUCAAUGAGAACAAGCUCAUAUUAGCAUUACAUCACGAUGAAGUCAUGAGCAACGAACAACUCAGUGAGGUACAAACAGAAGCAGCAGAACGAGUCAACAGUCAGCGAAUAAAAGCCAAGAAGAUGUUCGACGAAAAGCACAGUAGUCCAACACAGUACACUGUUGGUAAUUUAGUCCUAGCUGAAAACGAGCCUGCCUGUACUAGGAGUUCACGUAAACUAGAACCACCAUACAAGGGGCCAUUCAUCAUAACAAAACUUACUGAUAUUGCUGCUCCAGAGGAAAACAGCGACAAUAGUUCGGCGGAAAGCUUGUUAGAUUCAACUAUAGCGAAUAUCCCUGACAACGAGGGUGCAACAGGUGCACAAUCGCCACAGCCGCAAGUCAAUUUAUCUGAAACAAAAUUAGCUACAUUACUACAGAUCAUUUCAUUUUUACGCCAAUCUGUGGAUGAGCUUCGCCAAGAGACUGGUCACAGCCGGGAAGAAAUGAAGGAACUCCGGGCCAGAAUAGAAAGUGAGGCUAGAAACGAUAUUCAAAAUGCUGAGCUGCCACUUUCGCAACCGUCAAUGACGCCACAGCCGCAAUUAAAGCAAAAGAAAAAUGACGCAAACAAAAUUAACCCGCUUGUUUCGUUUUUCUGA
Messenger RNA from Rhagoletis pomonella (apple maggot), 1236 nucleotides. RefSeq lists its product as uncharacterized. The transcript is spliced from 3 exons. NCBI's taxonomy places the organism in Eukaryota, Metazoa, Arthropoda, Insecta, Diptera, Tephritidae. Gene Ontology annotation, molecular function: nucleic acid binding. Bases 1 to 1236 code for a protein of 411 amino acids. The record is from RefSeq and is a predicted model, not a curated record.